This is a messenger RNA of Gracilinanus agilis (Agile Gracile Mouse Opossum), 864 nucleotides long. It is a transcript of the gene MTURN, whose product is annotated as maturin, neural progenitor differentiation regulator homolog. Gene Ontology annotation, biological process: positive regulation of megakaryocyte differentiation; regulation of signaling. Lineage: Eukaryota; Metazoa; Chordata; Mammalia; Didelphimorphia; Didelphidae. The transcript has 3 exons. The coding region runs from base 323 to 718 and encodes 131 amino acids. The record is from RefSeq and is a predicted model, not a curated record. Gene Ontology annotation, cellular component: cytoplasm.
CUGUGGCCGCAGCCCGCCCCCAGCCCGCCCGCCGCCUGCUUUUUCCCCACAACAUGUAAACAGUCCCCACUAAGAGUUCUCCAGGGAGCCGGAGCGGGAGAGCCGGUCAUUAAAGCAGGUCCGCCAGGAGGAGCCCCACUGUCCCGCGGAUUCCCCGGGCCGGACCCGCCGACGAAUUGGGAGGCAGGAGCCCGGAGGAAGCCCGGGCUGAGCCGAGCCGAGCGCCGCGCCGCGCAGCGCCCGGGGCGGGGAGAGGCCGCGAGCAGCGCGGGGAGGCCCGGGGAGCGCGGAGGGCAGAGGAGAGGGCAGCGGAGAGGCGGGGAUGGAUUUCCAGCAGCUGGCUGACGUUGCGGACAAAUGGUGCUCCAACACCCCCUUCGACCUCAUCGCUACGGAGGAGACGGAGCGGAGGAUGGAUUUCUACGCCGACCCGGGGGUCUCCUUCUACGUGCUGUGUCCGGACAACGGCUGCGGGGACAAUUUUCACGUCUGGAGCGAGAGUGAAGACUGCUUGCCUUUCCUGCAGUUGGCGCAGGAUUACAUCUCCUCUUGUGGCAAGAAGACCCUCCAUGAAGUGUUGGAAAAAGUCUUCAAGUCAUUCAGACCUCUGCUGGGGCUCCCGGACGUAGACGACGACACGUUCGAGGAGUACAGUGCCGACGUAGAGGAGGAGGAGCCCGAAGCCGACCACCAACAGAUGGGCGUCAGUCAGCAGUAAACUUUGGAGGGGCGUGAGGAGGACAGAUGUUAACCUCUUGGUGCCAGGUGGGGUCCUGGGCUCCUGUGUCUGCAUUUUGCCUUUGCUCAUCACCACAGGAAGUCUGACUCCUGGCAUCCGAAUUAAAAUGAAAUAUAAUUUUAACC